Molecule: messenger RNA, 795 nt
Organism: Hemibagrus wyckioides
Lineage: Eukaryota; Metazoa; Chordata; Actinopteri; Siluriformes; Bagridae
Product: pinopsin-like
Exons: 5
Coding region: 1-795 (264 amino acids)
Biological process (GO): G protein-coupled receptor signaling pathway
Cellular component (GO): membrane; photoreceptor outer segment
Molecular function (GO): G protein-coupled receptor activity
Source: RefSeq, a predicted model, not a curated record
AUGACAAGCCUGGCCUUUGAGACCUUCAUUGUUAUCCUUGCCUCACGAAGACACAGGGAAACUGCAGGCCUAGUCUCCCUGUGUACACUAACUCUGAUGGCUUAUGAGCGCUACCACAUAAUAUGCAAGCCCAUGGGUGCCUUCAAGAUAACACUGCGACGCAAUGCUAAGGGUCUGCUUCUAGUCUGGUUCUACUGUCUGUUCUGGGCCACAGCACCCCUGCUAGGCUGGGGCUCUUAUGGCCCUGAAGGAGUCCAGACCUCAUGCUCUCUGGCCUGGGAGGAGCGCACCUGGGUCAGCUACAGUUUUCUGAUCCCAUAUUGGUUCUUCUGCUUCUUUCUGCCCACAUGGCUGAUCAUCUUCUGCUACUACAACAUACUGAACUCCAUUAGAAGGCUGAACCAGAGUGUAGAGAAUCAGGGAGGCAGGUCACGGCAAAAAGAGGACAGACACGCAAUGUGCAUGGUAGCUGCCAUGAUUGGUUCCUUCUUCUUCUGUUGGCUGCCAUAUGCUAUUGUAUCGAUGCUAGUAGUCCUUGUACCCGAUAUCUCCAUAUCCCCACUCCUUGCUUCCAUGCCUGCCCACUUGGCUAAGACCAGCCCUGCAUACAACCCCAUCAUCUUCUUCCUGGCCAAAAAAAAGUUCCGGGACAUGGCCUUGGAGAUUAUAUCAUGUGGCUGCUACAAACCCACGUUGCCCAUAUCAACCAAUCCCACAGAGGUGGAAAUAGUGGAGACUGGCUCCAAACGUCUGAGUCCCAACACCAUUCAGCCUGAACCUGCACUGACCGACUGA